Messenger RNA from Carlito syrichta (Philippine tarsier), 2254 nucleotides. RefSeq names its product dihydrouridine synthase 2 (gene DUS2). The transcript is spliced from 16 exons. The coding region runs from base 422 to 1903 and encodes 493 amino acids. Gene Ontology annotation, biological process: tRNA dihydrouridine synthesis. Gene Ontology annotation, cellular component: cytoplasm. Lineage: Eukaryota; Metazoa; Chordata; Mammalia; Primates; Tarsiidae. The record is from RefSeq and is a predicted model, not a curated record. Gene Ontology annotation, molecular function: tRNA dihydrouridine synthase activity; flavin adenine dinucleotide binding; tRNA binding.
CGGCCCAGCGUGAGGCGCGCUGGCUGGUUCAACUCCGGACGCCUCGCGGACACCAGCAGCGGUCCAGGUCGCACCAGCACAGGCCCACGGGUUCCCCGCCGCUUGCUCUGUCGCUGUUCUUGCCGCCGCUUUAAAGCCAGCGGGAUGCGCACCACCGGCAGGGGCUCAUCAGGACUGCGGAUCGCCAGGUCCCGCCGGGGCGCCAGGAGCAACCGAGCUGCGAGCGACAGCAGCCGCACAUGCCGGCCCAGAGCCAUAGUCUCUGUGGUGCAGAAGAGGCGCACGUCGGUGACGUCACAGACGCGCCACGGCCUCGCGUACGGUGGCUGACGCGGCCCACUUGAGACUUGCAGAGCGGAAGAAGCGUGAGGAAGGAGAGAGGAUCUGUAGAGUUCAGCUGUGAGGCUGUAGCAGAGGAGGAAUGAUUGUGAAUAGCCUUUCUCUGUGCUACCACAACAAAUUAAUUUUAGCCCCGAUGGUUCGGGUAGGAACUCUUCCAAUGCGACUGCUGGCCCUGGAUUAUGGAGCAGACAUUGUUUACUGUGAGGAGCUGAUUGACCUCAAGAUGAUUCAGUGCAAGAGAGUUGUCAAUGAGGUACUUCGCACGGUGGACUUUGUCGCCCCUGAUGAUCGAGUAGUUUUUCGCACCUGUGAAAGAGAACAGAACAGAGUGGUCUUCCAGAUGGGGACUUCCGACGCAGAGCGAGCCCUUGCUGUGGCCAGGCUUGUAGAAAAUGAUGUAGCUGGUAUUGACGUCAACAUGGGUUGUCCAAAAGAAUAUUCCACCAAGGGAGGAAUGGGAGCUGCUCUGCUGUCAGACCCUGACAAUAUUGAGAAGAUCCUCAACACACUUGUUAAAGGGACAUGCAGACCUGUGACCUGCAAGAUUCGCAUCCUGCCAUCGCUAGAAGAUACCCUGAACCUUGUGAAGCGGAUAGAAAGGACUGGCAUUGCUGCCAUUGCAGUUCAUGGGAGGAAGCGGGAAGAGCGACCUCAGCAUCCUGUCAGCUGUGAAGUCAUCAAAGCCAUUGCUGAUACCCUCUCCAUUCCUGUCAUAGCCAACGGAGGAUCUCAUGACCACAUCCAACAGUAUUUGGACAUAGAAAACUUUCGACAAGCCACAGCAGCCUCUUCAGUGAUGGUGGCCCGUGCAGCCAUGUGGAAUCCAUCUAUCUUCCUCAAGGAAGGUCUACGGCCUCUAGAGGAGGUCAUGCAGAAGUACAUCAGAUAUGCAGUACAGUAUGACAACCACUACACCAACACCAAGUAUUGCUUGUGCCAGAUGCUACGAGAACAGUUGGAGUCGCCACAGGGAAGGUUGCUCCAUGCUGCCCAGUCUUCCCGGGAAAUUUGUGAGGCAUUUGGCCUCAGUACCUUCUAUGAGGAGACCGCGCAGGAACAGGAUGCCCGGCGGGCCAGGCUCUUGACUAGGACUUCAGAGGAGGCAGAGGAACCAGCUGAAGACAUUUCUGGUGUCAUCAAGAUGUCUGUCAAGUUUGACCGGAGAGCAUACCCUCCCCAGAUCACUCCCAAGAUGUGCCUGCUAGAGUGGUGCCGGAGGGAGAAAUUGGCACAGCCUGUGUAUGAAACGAUUCAACGACCUCUAGAUCGCCUGUUCUGCUCUGUUGUCACUGUUGCUGAGCAAAAGUACCAGUCUACCUUGUGGGACAAGUCUAAGAAACUGGCAGAGCAGGCUGCAGCCAUCGUCUGUCUGCGGAGCCUGGGUCUCCCUGAGGGUCGGCUGGGUGAGGAGAGCACUUCCUUGCACAAAAGAAAGAGGGAGGCCCCUGACCAAGACUCUGGGGGUCCCAGAGCUCUGGAGUCAGCACAACCUGGGGAGCUGUGCAAGAAACCUUUUGUGACCUUGAGAAGUGGUGAAGAGAGCCCCCUGGAAGGCUGGUGACUACUGUUCCUGUGCUGGUUACCCUUUCCAAGGGCCUGGCCCUAAGGUGGCUGUAGGUGCCAGAGCAUGAACCAGAUGCUAUUGGACAAUUUGCUGGCCCUGCCUGGCAGGAGUUAGAAGUCCUUGCCUGGGUCAUCAGCCUGGAGCACGGGCCAGGGGAUGCUCAGAGGUGAUGCCUAGUGUUGGAUCCUGUCUCCUUUGGCAGGUCUGGGUGGCGGGUCAAGUUCUUUUUGAAAACAGGAGCUUUUCAGGUGGCACUUUCCCAACCCGACAUUGGUACAGUGCAAUAAAGAUACCCCCCACCCUCACCCAUGGCUGGCUGUUUCAGCCUUGGGCAUCUUUAUACACGGA